Molecule: messenger RNA, 1542 nt
Organism: Cladophialophora immunda
Lineage: Eukaryota; Fungi; Ascomycota; Eurotiomycetes; Chaetothyriales; Herpotrichiellaceae
Exons: 2
Coding region: 1-1542 (513 amino acids)
Source: RefSeq, a predicted model, not a curated record
AUGUCAGGCAUCGAGGCUGCUGGCUUGGUCCUGGCGGUGCUCCCGCUGGUGAUUUCUGCCCUGGAAGGAUACAAGGAAGGCCGGAAUCCAAUCAAGACAUUCGCGUGGAAAUGGAGAUUUGAACUGGAAAGCCUGCUCCGGUGUCUGAAAGAGCAGCGGUGGUUCUUCCGCAACAGCGUCCAGAUCCUUCUCCAAGCAGCAGGGGCGAACCAGGAAGACGCGGCCGGGACCGAUGCGCUCACGCUCCUUGCGGAACGAGAGAGCCGUGAUCGGCUGGCGACUUACCUGCGCGACGCCGACACGCUCGAGUUCUUCGAUGGCGUGGUGGACGGCUAUCGCACGAGCCUCGAGGCGUUGCUGCAGCGCUUGGGGCACAUCAAGAAGGACCCGGCGGGAAGACACGACAUGGCCGCCAUCCUCGCCAUGAACCCAGCCCGCCGUGACAGCUUCGACUUCGGCCAACGGUUUGAAUUCACCAUGAAGCACAAGGAAAUGCGGCGGCAUAUCGGCAACCUGGACGCCUGCAACGACAAGCUCAAGAGGCUCAUCGACCGUGUGGACUCGGUCAACCAUACCAAAAGGAGGGACCUGACCAAGGAACAGGCCUCGAAGCAGCUGGCCAGCGCCUUGCAACAGAUCCGCCAUCACGCCAUCGGUCUGCACGGGGCAAUAUCUGAUGCCUGGGCAGCUGCCUGUGAACCCGUGCACACCUCGAUGCUCAUCCUGGAUUCGAGGGCAGCCUUUCCGAGCACCUCCAAGUCCGCUCCAGUUCUGGCGUUCCACUCUGUCCUGACCUGCGGGGACGGGACGACGAUUGUGCAGGAGAAAUGUCAAGAGACCAUCAUCACCGUGCGUCAAUCACCCGGCGUCGGCGACGCCUCUGUGACCGACAUGUGCCACCAGCUGGCUGAAGCGAUGGCCCCGGGACACGCCCUCACCCUGGAUAUGUGCCACGAUGGCCGGCUGUUCCGUUGCGGUGUGCUGCAUAGGGCGUACUUCGAUCCUGCGACUGUGGACGAGAGCCUAACACUCGAGCAGUUGCUGGUAGCCCGGCCACGGUUGACGCCACAACAGAAGACCCAACUCGCCAUUGACGUGGCCUCGUCGAUAGUGCAGCUUCAGACCACUCCUUGGUUUGGCCACACGUGGACAAACAAGAUGAUUCGGUUCUUCCGGCGAAGUGGGGGAAAUAGUCAAGCGAUAGACUAUGGGAAACCGUUCAUUGUCAAGACGUUCCCCGAUCAUGUCCCUGUCCAUGCAGACGAUGGCGUCAAAGCAGACCUGCUCGAGCUGGGCGUCAUCCUUUUGGAGAUCUGGGCCAUGGAGACCUUUGAGUCCUGGGCCGGAAGAAAUGGCCUGGCUCUCCAUCCAGGAUACUAUCCAAGAUUGACGCCAGCCAUUCAAUGGUUAGAGGGAGAGGCGGACAUGAUGACACCGUCGUAUUCGACGCAGUCUCUGUAUGUGUUAGAUUCUCCUUCGAGGGACUGCGACACUCCUGGGAGCAUCCCGCCUUUCGACGGGCAGUCUGUGAAAAGGUUUUAG